UUUUCAUUUAUUUAUAAUGCGGUUUUCAUUACGUAAUUUUUUGUACGUGGUACAGAAUUACUUCUUAAACAAAACAUUCCUUUUGUUUCUGAAUGCAUUUAUGUAUGAAUCAAAAUGAGUAUAAUUAUUAGGCCCAAUUACAAGCCGCAAGCGACUAGGUACUUAAGUAUUUUAUUAAAAUAUUUGGUUUCCAGAAACACACGUCGAGGAAUACAUAUAAUAUUAAAACUUCAAUACUUCCGGAUCAGGAAACAAUAAAAAGAUGUGAAGAAUUAGAGGCGCAAGAUGAUUUUGGAUACUUGUACGACUUAUAUGAUUCGAAUGAAACUUUUACGGAGAACGACGAAGAAUCGAUUACAACGCGAAGUGAGAAAGUAGUGCAGCUACAAAUGAAUUGGCAAGAGAAACUAGCUCAAUUUGAGAAGAUGAAACAUGAAUUAAACGAUCGGCAGAAUACUAUAUUGCAAGUAUAUGCAACACUUCGAGGAAUGCAACAGCAACUAUCCAAACUAGGGCAGAAGGCAUCGUUGCCAACAACGGAAAAUUUGAAAGUGAUGAAUGUUUCUAACAUGUCUCCAGCACAAUUGCUACAACUUUGCGAAGAAUCAAAACGGACAAAAGAUGAUAAUCUAUCAGCAAAGCAAGAACUUCCAAUCGAUAUUAAUAGAAUAAAUAAGAUUCCGAUGAAAUUAGUUACGACUUGUGAGCAAAUAUUAGCUCAUCAGCAAAGUUUAACGAGUUGGUUUAAAAACUUAAUGACCCAAGAAAAGGAGUGCAGCACAGGUUUACUAUCAAAGAAACUGAAGGAAUUUAACUCGGAAAAUGAAAUGCUUAAUGGUUUGCUGCACACUGGUCAAAACGAAUUUCUGAAAGAGUUUGGUGAAAUAAUGGAAUUCUUAAGAAAAUGCAUUAAUGAAACAAUGCCUCUUCAGUUACGAAAUGAGCAAUUGACUUACGAAUUGUCGGAAUUGAACUCUAAAAUCAUUGACCUUCGUAAACAACUACACACUGCUGAGCAACUGAAAUCUCAAAAUCAUAGGGCUAAGAUUGAGGAAUUAGAAAAAGAAUUAAAGGAAGAGAAAAUGGAACGUGCUUCAUUACGCAAACGCUUAACGCGUUGUAAUGGUCAAGUCAAGAUAGAAGAAGAAAGAUCAACUAACUUGGAAGCUGCUUUAAAUCAAGCACAAAUUCAAACAAGAAAUCUAGAACGAACGGUAUUGCAACUGCAAGAACAGAAUGAAAGACUUCAAUGUGACUUCGAUACGGAAUUAAACAAAUUAAACGAAUCAAUUAAGGAGAAUACAGCGCAUUUAGAAGAAAUUGCUGAUGCUCGAGAGAAGCUGCAACUGGAAAAAGAGGACUUAGAAAAACGUCUUGAAGAACUAUCAACUCAUUACACCGAAUCUCUUAGUAAUUUAAGGCACGAAUUGAAUAGCAAAAUAAGUCUUCUGAUCGAAGCUGAGAAAAAAUAUAGCAUAGAGAUUGAUGAGAAGAAACGUUUACAAGAAAUAGUUGAGACCCAGUGCGCUCAACUUGUUGAAGCUGAACUGCGAAACAAAGAUAUAUCUCAGAAGUUACAAGAAUUGGAAACGCAAUCCAGCGAACGUGAAAGAAAGUUAAAAUUUGUUGAAAGCGAAUUAUUAACAGUAAAAUCAGAGAAUAAGCAAUAUCAACAACGUUUGAUAGAUCAAGAAAAUGCAAUAAAAGAAUUUGAGGAAAAAUUCAAGGAAUCUCGAAUGAUUGAAGAGAGACUAAGGAAUGAUCUUAAAAACAAAGAUGAUUGCCUUAGUACAUUAGAAAACAAGAAAUCCCAUUUAGAAAAACAGCUACGUGACAGCGAGUCGAAAAUGGAGCUUUAUGAAGAACAGUUAUCAUCUCUUAAAACACACAUUUUACAAUUACAAGAGUGCUUUGGUGAAUAUGAAAAUAUUAAUGAUCUGCGCGAAAUGCUAAAUCUACAAAAGAAUAAAGUGCAAGAAAUAACACGCCAUAACAAUGAACUUGCUGAAACACUGCAAAGGCGAAAUAUAGAUUUGGAAGUACAUAUGGAAACAAUUGGACGACAAGAACAUGCGUUACAACAAAAUAAUGAAAUUAUUAAAGUACUUUCGCAAAAGGAGGAAGAGCAAGCUAAUAUUAUAAAGUUGUUGCGGAAUAAUUUAGAAAUUAGGUCUCAAAAGGAUUCCGAGUUAAAUAGACAACUCGUAGAGAAAAAGGAAAAAAUUGAUGUCCUCAUUAAUAGUUUAGAUACUAGAAAAGGACAAAUAUCGCAGUUAAAAAAGAUCAUUUUAACUUUAGAAGACCAAAUUCGGGAUAUAAGUCAGCAAAAACGAAACAACGAUGAGAAAAUCGACAUACUAGAGCAACAAAAUCAAGAAUAUAAGUUGUAUAUGGAAGAUAGAAAUGACAAUGAGUCUCGAACAAAAAAUCUGGACACUUUAUUUGAAAUCCUUGAAGAUGAGUUAGGGAAUUCGUUCGAACAACAAUACGAGUAUAAUAUUGAAAAUGACCCUAGAAAUAAAUGUACUAGUAAGCACAUAGAACAGCAGCUUAAACAAGAUUUUCCUUCAAGGCAGAAGUUAUUCGACCCAGAGUAUGAAAAGAACCGGCAAAAUAUUAAUAUGAAUAAUUUCGAAAACAAGCCUUUUAAUUAUAAGAAAGACAAAAAAGAAAGUGUCAAUCGGAAAAAAACUACGCAAUUAGAAACCCUUAAAUGGAUAUCGGGUUGCGAUAGGAAAAAUACAUUUGCACGUCCUAUUCGUGAGACAGUUACAGUAGGACAUUCAAAGGACAAAUAUAUAACUCGCAAUUUGCCUCCGUUUGUUCAAAGUAAUUUUAAAGAUGACAGGCAAUAUAAAAUGCUUAAACUAGCUAGUCAUAGAAUGUAAACUAUAUGGCCAUCGUCUGUGUGUUAUUGUUUUGUGAUUGUUGUUAGUAUUAAUUGCUGAUAAUAAAUAUGUGAACGCCGUUGUAUUCUUUU
Messenger RNA from Zerene cesonia (dogface butterfly), 2980 nucleotides. RefSeq names its product golgin subfamily A member 6-like protein 1. Lineage: Eukaryota; Metazoa; Arthropoda; Insecta; Lepidoptera; Pieridae. The record is from RefSeq and is a predicted model, not a curated record. The transcript is spliced from 15 exons. Bases 390 to 2888 code for a protein of 832 amino acids.